CUAUAUGAGCAAUUUUCUCCGCACUUUAUUCGAUAGUCAACAAUAAGAUAAACGGAAUGAAAAAACAGUCGGAUAAAUGCGCGAUGCUGUAAGCCGACGGCGUUUGUACUUCGGAGAAGUGGUAGUGAGGAUGGAACCGGAGAUGCUUAGAGAGCGGAGUUUUGAUCUCGGAAAUGGAGUCAGUAGGUUGAUACUUUCUGUGCAAAACGUCAUUUUAUUUGUGCAACCGGCCGCGAACGUUCGGAUAGUGUUUUGUUCAGUUUCGUAACUGCUGUUUAUCUUUUUCGAAAAAUUUUAUCGUAAACUAUGACCGUGUUGUUUUAGUUUUAGUUUUUAUCCUUCCUAUAUGUUUUUCUCUUGACGUGAACAAAAUCGCUACCAUGUCAAGAAAAUUGUUCAUUUUAGCGAUCUUUGGAUUUAUUUAUUUUUUCGUUUUGCAAGAAACGUACGCAGCGCGUGAUUUAUCAUGCCCAAGAAUCUGCCCCCAAGGAAGUUCCGAAGAACCGGUUUGCGGAUCUGACGGAGUGAUAUAUCCGAGCGAAUGUGAGAUGAAAAAAAAAACUUGCGGGAGAGGUAUCACCAAAGCGGCAGAUGCCAAUCUGUGUUUACGGUCUUACGGCUCCAGCUGUGAGCAUCGAUGUGGAAAAGAACGCGAACCGGUUUGCGGAACAGACGGAAGAACUUAUCUGAAUCGAUGCAUGUUGCACGUUGAAAUUUGCAGAAUUGGUAUCUCGUUAUCGCAUCUGGGUCCUUGUAAUAAUAUUUCGGCGCAUCGGGAAAACUGUCCGAUAAAUUGCGAUUUAGCUCCAAUGGAUGGGCCAAUAUGCGGAUCUGACGGAAACGUGUAUAAAAAUACUUGUCAAAUGAAGCUGUUAACUUGCGGACAGGGUGUUGUUAAGACGUCGAAAAAACACUGUCAAACCACUAGGCAUUGCAGAGAAUCUUGCUGGAGAGUAUCGAAACCAACUUGCGGAUCGGAUGGUAUCAUCUACAGUAAUGCUUGUCGAAUGAAGUCGAAAAAUUGCGGGAAACAUGUUUUCGAAGUACCAAUGGCAUUUUGUCUAUCUCAAGAACGCGAUAAAGGAGGUGCUUCAAAUGCUUGCCCCAUCACAUGCAAUGGAGAAAAAGAAAAACCAACUUGUGGAUCAGAUGGCAACAUAUAUCGAAACGAAUGUGAAAUGAAACUACUCAGUUGCGGGUUGCAAUCAAAACGUAAAAUAAUCAAAGUAGAUUUCGACAAAUGCCGAGCGAAGUUUUCAAAAUGCAAUAAAAAUAUUUGUACUGACCAAGAAGACUACGUGUGUGGUACAGACGCCAAUACCUAUUUGAACUUCUGCCAUUUACAAACAGCCACUUGCAUGAAAGGCGUUCAGUUAGCUCAUUUGGGUAAAUGUACAAAUCUGAUAAAAGAAGAACCAUGUCCGACGUCGUGCGCUAACGAAGAAGAACAACCAGUUUGCGGAUCAGAUGGUAACGUAUACAGGACAACGUGCGAUUUGCAAAUGAACACUUGUGGUCAAAAAGUAGUCCCUAUCGCUUUACAUCAUUGUCGAAAAACAGCAGCUUGCAACGAAGUAUGCGAAGAAGACAAAAACUACGUUUGCGGAUCUGAUAAUAAAUUUUACAAAAACGAAUGCGAAAUGAAAAAAGAAAAUUGCGGGAAACACGUGUAUAUUGUUCCGAUGAAAAGAUGUUUGAGUGGAUUCCAAUUUCGAGGUUGUCAAAAAAUCUGCCCACCUUUGUACGACCCUGUUUGCGGUACUGACAGCAAAACCUACAGUAACGAUUGCUUUUUAGAAAUGGAAAAUUGUAGAUCACGUUCACUAGUCUCUAAACAAUACUACGGAGUUUGCGGCCAGCCGACGGAAGAACCUAAAAAUUACCUUUAUUAGACUACUAAGCGAAUAAACUGGUGUCCUGAAAUUAUAAAUCUAAGGUGUAUUUUUCCCCCGAUUCGAAGCGGAUGUCUUCUUCUCAUUCGAGAUACUGUACAUAUAAUUUAUUAUUUUUUUUAGACUUUCGCUGAAAAGAAAUGAAAAUUUUUCAAUUGUAAAUACUCCGCUUUCGCGGUGGCGUUUGGCGUUGAAGGAGUCCCUUUUUAUACGAUUAAAGAUAUCAAAAUUAUUUGUAAACAAACCGGAUUUCUCAGUCGUUUAUGUAAUAUUACCAUAUAUUUAAAUUUUUCCCUUUUGUAUAUCUUUUGUCUAGAAAUAAGCGAUGUGAUGUUCAUUUUUAAUUUAUUUAACUCAUUUAUUUUGAAAUAAAUAUACAAAAAUUAUAGUAAAAAAAAAGGAAAUAA
This is a messenger RNA of Planococcus citri (citrus mealybug), 2299 nucleotides long. RefSeq names its product agrin. The coding region runs from base 381 to 1892 and encodes 503 amino acids. Gene Ontology annotation, molecular function: protein binding. NCBI's taxonomy places the organism in Eukaryota, Metazoa, Arthropoda, Insecta, Hemiptera, Pseudococcidae. The transcript has 10 exons. The record is from RefSeq and is a predicted model, not a curated record.